Copidosoma floridanum is the source of this 4156-nucleotide messenger RNA. Its product is annotated as brahma chromatin-remodeling complex ATPase subunit-like. Gene Ontology annotation, molecular function: histone binding; ATP binding. Gene Ontology annotation, cellular component: nucleus. Gene Ontology annotation, biological process: regulation of DNA-templated transcription. NCBI's taxonomy places the organism in Eukaryota, Metazoa, Arthropoda, Insecta, Hymenoptera, Encyrtidae. The record is from RefSeq and is a predicted model, not a curated record.
CUUAAACGUCUCAAAGAGAAGUGAAAUAACGUUAUGGAAUUUGAUAUGCUGGGUAAUCCAUCGCAACAACUUCCAAACGGCACGAUGACGGGUCCAGCUGAAUGCACGCAAGGCCCCAAAUGGGCCCCUCAUGGAGGAGGUGCCAUCGGGCAAAACGCCCUCGCGAACCUACAAAAGGCCAUCGACGCGAUGGAGAGCAGAGGCUUGUGGGACGACCCGCGUUACGCGCAGCUCCUCGUCCUGAAAGCCAAACGGCUGAGCACCGAGGGCCCCAACAAUCGGCAAGCCCUCACCAACCACCAGAUCCGUCAACUCCACGCCCAAAUAAUGGCCUACCGGUGCCUCGCGCGGAACCAACCCCUGACGCAGCAGCAGGUGCUCGCCGCGCUAGGCCGGAGACCCACUGACCCGGCGCAACCACCACCGGCACCGGAUAACCCCCGCAACUUUCUCGGCCUGUCGAAAUUGUUCCGUGACCAGCAGCAGCAAGGGCCCCAAGGUGCAUCGAAGCUCUGCAAAACGACGUCCGUGGGUAAACCGUGCGGGCUCGACCCGUUGGUUGUACUGCAAGAGCGGGAGAGCAGAGUCGCCGCGAGGAUAGCCCACCGCGUGGACCAGCUUAGUCACGGGGUGACGAUCAUGCCGGAGGACUCGCGGAUUCAGGCUGAAGUGGAGCUUCGUAUGUUGAAGAUGUUGGACUUCCAGAGGCAGGUCAGGACCGAGGUGUUGGCGGGCAUGCGUAGGGACGUGGCGUUGGAGACCGUUGUGGACCUGAAGGCUUACAAACGGGCCAAGGGCCAAGGCGUGCGGGAGGCCCGGGCCACGGAGAAGCUCGAGAAGCAGCGGAGGUUGGCAGUCGAAAGGGAGCGCCGGCAGAGGCAUCAAGAGUUCAUCAAGGCGGUGUUGCACCGUGGCAGGGAGUUCAAGGAGUUCCACAGGAGUAACGUCGCGAGGCUGGCCUGCCUCAACAAGGCCGUCCUCCACCACCACGCCAACGCCGAGAAGGAGCAGAAAAGGGAACAGGAGAAGAUUGAAAAGGAGCGCAUGCGGCGACUCAUGGCCGAGGACGAGGAGGGCUACAGGAAGCUCAUAGAUCGGAAGAAGGAUAAGCGGCUGGCGUUCCUCCUGUCCCAGACUGACGAGUAUAUUUGCAAUAUAACCGAGAUGGUGAAGCAGCAUAAAAUCGAGCAGAAGAGGAAGAAGCUGGUGGAGGAAAAGAAACGCGAGAGGAAGGAGAAAAAGCAUCUUAAUGGCGAAGAUCGUCGCGUCGGUGUCGUUGAAAUUGGCACGAGCCGAACUCUAACUGGCGAGGAAGCGCCUUUGAUGAGCCAAUUGGGGGCUUUUCUCGAGUCCCAUCCCGGAUGGGAACCAAUCAAAUCGGGGAGCGAAUGUGAAGACAAUGAUGCGGAAGGGAAAGAUGAAAGGAAAGAGGUGCAAUCGGACGAAGACGCGGUUGAAAGGACCAUACAAGAAGCCAAAGUGGAAGACGAUGAGUACAAAGCGGAGGAGAAAACUUACUACAACAUAGCUCAUGCCGUUCGCGAAGUUGUCACCGAACAGGCUUCGAUUAUGAUCAACGGCCGAUUGAAGGAGUACCAAGUCAAGGGCUUGGAAUGGAUGGUCUCGUUGUUCAACAACAAUCUAAACGGCAUUUUGGCCGACGAGAUGGGCCUCGGCAAAACCAUCCAGACGAUAGCCCUGAUCACGUACCUCAUAGAAAAGAAGAAAGUCAACGGGCCAUUCCUCAUCAUUGUUCCUCUGUCGACGCUCUCGAAUUGGAUGCUCGAAUUCGAAAAGUGGGCGCCCAGUGUCGUUGUAGUUUCGUACAAAGGCUCCCCAACCAGUAGAAAGAUGAUCCAAUCACAAAUCCGCGCAAUCAAAUUCAACGUAUUGUUGACCACUUACGAAUACGUAAUGAAGGAUAAAGUCAUCUUGGCAAAGAUACAUUGGAAGUACAUGAUCAUGGACGAAGGCCACAGGAUGAAGAACCACCACUGCAAAUUGACUCAAGUGUUGAACACGAACUACACGGCGGCUCAUCGAUUGCUGCUCACCGGCACACCGUUGCAAAACAAGUUACCCGAACUCUGGGCCUUGCUCAACUUUUUGCUCCCAUCCAUCUUCAAGUCUUGUAGCACUUUCGAGCAGUGGUUCAAUGCACCGUUCGCCACAACCGGCGAAAAAGUCGAGCUCAACGAGGAAGAGACCAUCCUCAUCAUCCGCCGUCUCCACAAAGUUUUGCGUCCCUUUUUGCUGAGACGUCUCAAAAAAGAGGUGGAGUCACAGCUGCCCGACAAAGUCGAAUAUAUUAUUAAAUGUGACAUGUCGGGUCUGCAAAAAGUACUGUACAAGCACAUGCAGAGCAAGGGCGUACUGUUGACCGACGGGUCGGAAAAAGGUCGACGGGGCAAGGGUGGCACCAAGGCCCUGAUGAACACGGUCGUGCAGCUCCAAAAAAUCUGCAACCACCCAUUCAUGUUUCGAAGCAUCGAGGAGAAAUACUGCGAGCACUUGAGAAUCCAAGAAAUAACUGAUCUUGUCGGUGGGCCCGAUUUGUACCGUUCAUCUGGAAAAUUUGAAUUGUUGGACCGUAUUUUACCCAAGCUAAAAGCCACCGGCCACAGAGUACUGCUCUUCUGUCAGAUGACCCAACUAAUGACAAUUAUGGAAGAUUACCUGAAUUAUCGAGGGUUCGUGUAUUUGAGGUUAGAUGGGGACACCAAAGCCGAGGAUCGAGGCGACAUGUUGAGGAAGUUCAACGACCCGUGCUCCGAAUGUUUUAUAUUCAUUUUGUCGACGCGAGCCGGUGGUCUGGGCUUGAACCUCCAGACUGCGGAUACGGUGAUAAUUUUCGACUCCGACUGGAACCCCCACCGGGAUUUGCAAGCGCAGGAUCGAGCCCACCGUAUUGGGCAGAAAAACGAGGUGAGAGUGCUGCGGCUGAUAACCGUGAACUCCGUGGAGGAGCGGAUCUUGGCUGCUGCCAGGUACAAGCUGAACAUGGACGAGAAGGUCAUCCAAGCUGGCAUGUUUGACCAAAAGUCCACUGUUUCGGAGAGACAGCAGUUCCUCCAGAGUAUACUGCACCAGGACGACGCAGACGACGGGAAGGAGAACGAAGUGCCGGACGACGAGACGGUGAAUCAGAUGAUAGCGAGGACUGAAGAGGAGUUCGACGAGUUCGAGAGGAUGGACGUGGAAAGAGGGAAGCAAGAAGCGAACAUGAAUUUGAAUGGAAAACCGAGGUUGUUGGAGGUGUCGGAGUUGCCAGAGUGGCUUCGAAAGGACGAAGAAGAAGUGGAAAGAUGGACCUGCGAAGAAGACGAAGAUAAAGUUGCGACGGGCAGAGGAUCCCGGCAACGUAAAGAGGUUGACUACACAAACAGUUGCACGGAUAAGGAGUGGCUGAGGGUCAUAGGAGAAGAAGGGAGCCUCGACUUGAAGGAGGGGCGGGAAGAAGGGGGUGACAAGGAGAAAAAGUUAACGAAGAAGAGGAAGAAGGGCGAUGAUAACGACGACUCGAUGCCAGAAAAGAAGAAGGGGCACGUUGAUCUGAAACUGAAGAAAAAAAUGAGGAAAAUUUUGAACAUUGUCAUCAGCUACUCAAGCGAUUCGGAUGGUUAUCGAUUGAGUGAGCCGUUCAUGAAUUUGCCACCUCGCAGAGAGUUUCCCGACUACUACAAAAUCAUCAAAACGCCUUUAGCCAUCAAGAAACUCAUGCGGCAGAUUGGCGACAAUAGAUAUGCCAGCUUGGAUGAUUUGGAGAAGGAUUUCAUGCAGUUGUGCAAAAAUGCACAGAUCUACAACAGAGAGAACUCGUUGAUCUACGAGCAUUCGCUCAUUUUGCAAACCGUAUUUACAGAGGCGCGGCUUAGGAUUGAGGCCGAGAGUCAAGCUUCCGAAAACAAAAAAGAUGUGCGAGACGUGGAGAAGCGAUCGAAUGCAGAUCUCGGUAUGAAGACGAAAACGAAACCAAAGGGUGUACAAGGCGAAACCAGCAGGGUAAAACAAAAAAAGCUGCCAGCUUGAAACUACGAGGAGACGUUGUAUAAAUCUAUUUUAAAAUAUUGUGGUUAAGUUUUUAAGUGAAAUUUUUAUGGUAAAAAACGAGCUUCGGUUAUAAUGGCUUUUGAAGGAAGAACUUAUUUAUGAAUAA